Molecule: messenger RNA, 4634 nt
Organism: Scylla paramamosain (green mud crab)
Lineage: Eukaryota; Metazoa; Arthropoda; Malacostraca; Decapoda; Portunidae
Gene: lost
Product: methenyltetrahydrofolate synthase domain-containing protein-like
Exons: 11
Coding region: 559-2406 (615 amino acids)
Cellular component (GO): cytoplasm
Molecular function (GO): RNA binding
Source: RefSeq, a predicted model, not a curated record
GGCAACACUGCUAGACAUUCUCUCACUACGAUAUGGCAACACUGCUAGACUGAUUCUCUCACUACGAUAUGGCAACACUGCUAGACUGAUUCUCUCACUACGAUAUGGCAACACUGCUAGACUGAUUCUCUCACUACGAUAUGGCAACACUGCUAGACUGAUUCACUCUCUCUCACUCUCUCUCUCACUCGCUGCUUGGUUAACAUACUCGCAGGUUUUGCACGUUUUUGUCAGCCCAGCCUUCUAAUCACAGCAGGGCACUCCGUUAUAAGGCAGUGGAGGGCUGGUCUGUUAUAUCUUGUAAUGGUGGUGGUUCUGGCAGCAGGCAAGUUAAUUUUCCACGUGUUUCAAGAUUCAAGAGUAAACAAUAAAGGAUAAAAAGAAGAAAAGGAGACGAGGAGAAAUAACAACAAUAACACACCAGCAGCAGCAGCAACAAGAAAGAGGUGUUUAUUAAGAGAGAAAAAAAAAAAGAAAGGAAGGAAGAAGAGAAAGUGGAAGAGUUGGGAGAGGAAGCCUUCAACACACACACACACACGCACACACACACACACCAGAAUGUUUCGAUCCAAAGCAGGAAUAGAGAUUGCUGAUGUUCCCACCCUCAGCAAACAUUACAUCAGAGAGAAGGUUUGGGAUUAUAUAGAAGAAAAUAAUCUGGCUGAUUUCCCGAGGCCUGUCAACAACCGCAUCCCAAACUUCAAGGGUGCGGGGCAGGCAGGGCAGAGGGUGUGUGGGCUGCAGUGCUUCCAGGCAGCCCACACAGUGAAGGUGAACCCUGACAAGCCACAGGAGGAGGUGCGCUUCUUGACCCUGGAGGCUGGCAAAACCCUACUGGUGCCAACUCCGAGACUCCGCAGUGGCCUAUUUAACCGCCUAAGCAGCCAGGGCGUGGAGGGGAAGGAGAACCUGCGUAUCAUGGCCCAGACGGAGGGAAUCAAGAAACACUCUACACCUAUUUGCCUUGACAUGACCACCAAGGUUGACCUCAUAGUCUUGGGGUCAGUGGCUGUGUCAGUGACGGGCAGAAGGAUCGGCAAAGGGGAAGGGUUUGCCGACAUGGAGUACGCGAUGAUGAGGUCUGUGGGGGCGGUGAAUGACGAGACCUGUGUGGUGACGACUGUGCAUGAUUGCCAGGUAUUUGACGAGCUCCCGCACCAGCUGUUUGGGCCACACGACCUGCCUGUGGACUUCAUCGUGACCCCCAGCGAGGUCAUCAAGGUCACGCACACACUGCCCAAGCCCCUCGGAAUCUAUUGGGACCUUCUUACCCCAGAGAAGUUCAGGCAGAUACCAGUCCUGCGCCAGAUGUAUGAGAGAGAGGCUGAGCAGGGCAAGGAUGUGACUCUAGCAGGGGGUGUGGAGCUACCCACUGCCGAGGACCUGAGGGGGGGAGGGCGUGCUAGAGGAAGGGGAGGGGGCAGGGGUAGAGGUGGAGGCAGGGGGAGGGGCCGAGGAGGAGGAGGAGGAGGAAGGACAAGAUACAGUUCAGAAGAGGAGGAGAAAGAGAAGGAAAGCAAAGGACAAAAGAAUAUACAGGUCACCAUCAAUGUCAGCAAGAAGAACCGGAUAGUUCGUCGCACCGUUGAGGCGACCCACGAACCAGACCGUUUAGGCUCGGCAGACCUGGACGACGAGGGGGGGGGUAUGAGAAUGAUAAGUCGGGGGUCAUCCCUCAAGAAACCUCGUCUCCUGAUCACCUAUGCUAUAUUUCUUGGCAAGGUCCCUCCGGCUUGUAGAGUGCGAGAGCUGAAGGACGCCCUGCAGACCCGCGGCGUGCGUCCUGCAGACAUCACCUGGCGUGGCCGCAACGGAUUCGCCUUCCUGCGGUUCAGCGGUCCAUUGGAGGAGUGUGAGGAGGUCCUGGAUAAGCUGUCUGGCCUUACCCUGCAGGAACAGCCUAUUGUGGUGGAGAGAGCCAAGGACAGGAAGGACAGCACUGACGAAGAGGGCAGGGAUCCGUACUACUACGAGGAGGGGGGUGACGAGGACAACCCUCCACACCGCUAUGGCUACCCCCCUAUCCCCCGCAAGCCCCCCACGGCCCCCAAGAAAUCAAGAUUACCCAUCACUUUUGCUGUCUUUCUUGGCAAGGUGCCCCCAACCUGCAGGGUGCGGGAGCUGAAGGAGGCUCUGCAGAGUCGUGAGGUGCACCCAGCAGACAUCACAUGGCGAGGCAGGAGUGGGUUUGCCUUCCUGCGGUUCACCAGCCCCGUUGAGGACUGUGCCCGCAUCCUGGUGGCGCUGGAGGGCCUCAAGCUGCAGGAUCAGGCUGUGGUGGUAGAACGCGCCAAGGACAGGGGUGAGGAGGUGGUGGUGGUGGUGGCCGAGGAUGAUGACCUUGAUGGUGUUGACAGUGGUGUGGAGGCUGUCAAUGGUGGUGGUGGUGGUGGUGUGCUGGCUUAGGCUGGGUUUGGUUAGGUGUAGCUUGGUUUGUUUGUUUUCUUUAUUCCUUUUGUGUGUUUGUUUUGUUUGUGUGUGCGUGCGUGUGUGUUGUUUUUUAUUGUUUUUUUUUUUUGUGUGUGUGGGUAAAUGUGUGUUUUCAUGCAUUUUAUUAUUCUUUUUGUCACAUUAAGGGCAAAAGGACAUGUCUAGAUUAUGUCAAGGUUAAGGAAAGUGGUGAUGAAAGAUCCAUGCUGCUAAAUAUAUAAUUAUUAACUUGCACACUGUUACUUGCAAGGAAUAUAAGAAAAAUUACUUGUGUUUUUGAGUUAUCUAGUUUGUUGUAAUUGUUAGGUAAGCAAGGAAGGUUAAAUAUUGUUACCUACAGAAAGCUGAUUACAUAGAAAAUUACACACAAUUAUAAAAGGGAAUAGAAGAGAAAUUACUUGUGUUUUUGAGUUACAUUAGAGCAAAAAGGAGUUAUCUAGAUUAUUAUAAUGAUUAGAUAUGCAAGGAAAAUUAUAUAUUGUUACUUAUAGAAAGAAUUACAUACCAAAAAAAUUACAUAACAGCUCCCUAUGAAGAUAAUUAUGUAAAGAUAGAUUUAUUUAAAUAAAGAUAGUGAAGAUGUUAAGAUAAGAGGAAGGUAGAGAGAGAGAGAGAGAUUUAAUUUCAGUACAGGGUUUUUUUUUAGCCAGUAAGAAAAGAAAAAGCUUUAUUUAGACUUUUUACUGAAGAGAAAUAAAGAUAGCUCCAUUUUGAGUUUAUUUAAAGAUAGAGUUUUGUAGGUAGCUAGAGAGAGAGAGAGAGAGAGAGAGAGAGAGAGAGAGAGAGAGAGAGAGGUAGCUUUAUUGAAGGUUAUGUGGCAUGAGAGAGAGAGAGAGAGAGUCCAUAAAUCUUAGCAAAUAGUUAAAGAAAAGAAUAGAGAGAGAGAGAGAGAGAAUUCAGAACAUAAAAAAAAGGCUUCAUAUUAGUAGAGAGCGAGAGAGAGAGAGAGAGAGAGGGGAAGGGGGGGGGCUAGUUUAAAGCAGCACAACCACUACUAUUGUUGUUAACUAUGCAUUACGCAAUACAAGCCGUGUUUCUACGUAUAGGCCUAUUACAAAGUAUAUUGACACAUUGUGCGUGUUUGCCAUAUUGUUAAGUAUUCCUCCUGCAUUUGUUUAUCUAUGUAUAGCACACACACACACACACACACACACACACACACGGAAAUAUUAUCGUACACACACACAUACACACACACACGGAAAUAUUAUCGUGAAUUUAUUUAUUUUUUUAUUUAUUUAUUUUUUUUUUUUUACAUAAACUAGAAUAGAUUGUGUGUGAGAGAGAGAGAGAGAGAGAGAGAGAGAGAGAGAGAGAGAGAGAGCUUUAUUUUGAAAUACUCUUAAAUCUUAUAUGCAUAAUGUUUAAGAAGAAGAGGAGGAGGAGAAGGAGGAAGAAGUAGAAGACUUAGUAUGAAAAUAUGAUGAAAGGAGGAAAGAAAGAAUAACAAUAAUAGAAGGAAGAAGAGGAAAUGGAGGAUGAGAGAGAGAGAGAAUAAGCUAGGAAAUUUAAUGAAACAAGUCGUAAUGAAAAGGAAAGAGGGAAUAGGAGAAAUAAUGAUAAAAGUGGAGAGAGAGAGAGAGAGAGAGAGAGAGAGAGAGAGAGUCAUAAAAGGGAAAAUAUAAAGAAAUAAAUAGUGCAGAGAAGGAAGGAAUAGGAAAGAAAAAGAUUAUUACAGUGAAGACAGAGUGAGAGAGAGAGAGAGAGAUUAUGCGAAAAAAAAUAUAAGUAUAAAAUAAAUUGUGAUAAAUUAAAAAACCUAAUAUGCAAAUCAAAGAUGAAGAUGUGAUAUAGGUAGUGUUAAAUGAAGAUAAAUGUAAAUAGAUAGAAUAAAUAGAUGAAUAAAUAAAUAUAUAUAUACCUUUCAAAAAAAAGUGUAGAUUAUAAAGAGAAGUUAUUUGAAUGUAGUUAUUAUGUAUGUAUGUAUGUAUGUAUGUAAAAAUGUGUAAAUAGUGAUGAUAGUGAUGAUGAUGAUAAUAAUAAUAAUAAUAAUAAUAAUAAUAAUUGUUUAGUUUAGAGUUAGGUUUUGUUGUUGUUAUUAUUAUUAUUAUUAUUAUUAUUAUUAUUAUUAUUAUUAUUAUUAUUAUUAUUAUUAGAAAAAAAGUUUAUAUUAUAGUUUAAGAUUCUCUCUCUCUCUCUCUCUCUCUCUCUCUCUCUCUCUCUCUCUCUCUCUCUCUCUCUCUCUCUCUCUCUCUCUCUCUCUC